AGGAUUCCCCUUUCUCCAGUUUCCUCUUCGCAGUACCAUCGGCUGCCUGCGAGAUUCCCCUCCCUCCUCCACCCGCUCCACUCCAACCUCGCCGCUCUCCCGCCCCGCCCCCCCUCCUCUCGGGAAGAUGGCCGCGGCGGCGCUGGCGAACGGGGACGUGCGCGCCGGCGGCGGCGGCGCGGUGCCGCGGCCGACGAACCCGAUGGUCACGCCCCUGCUCACCGACCUCUACCAGUUCUCCAUGGCCUACGCCUACUGGAAGGCCGGCAAGCACCUCGACCGCGCCGUCUUUGAUCUUUACUUCCGGAAGAGCCCCUUUGCUGGUGAGUUCACCGUCUUUGGCGGCCUUGAAGAGUGUAUACGGUUUAUUGCCAACUUCAAAUUCAAAGAAGAGGAAAUCAAUUUUCUGCGGACUGCACUGCCUACAUGUGAGGAUGGCUUCUUUGAGUACCUCAGUUCGAUUGACUGCUCAGAUGUUGAGGUUUAUGCCAUCCCUGAGGGUUCUGCUGUGUUUCCUAAGGUUCCACUGAUGAUAAUCGAAGGACCUGUUGCGGUUGUCCAACUUCUUGAAACUCCAUUUUUAAGUCUGGUGAACUAUGCUUCGUUGGUUACUACAAAUGCUGCAAGGCACCGCCUUGUAGCAGGGAAGCCAAAGAAUUUACUUGAAUUUGGACUUCGACGGGCUCAAGGGCCAGAUGGAGGAAUCAGUGCAUCAAGAUAUUCUUAUAUGGGAGGAUUUGAUGCAACAAGCAAUGUUGCAGCAGGAAGGUUGUUUGGGAUACCAAUACGUGGGACUCACUCACAUGCAUUUGUGAGCUCUUUCCUGGGUCUUGAUGAAAUCAUUGACAAAGCACUGUCUAGCUCUGAUGGUUCGAACAAAUGUGAAGACUUUGUCUCUCUAGUGGAGAAUUGGCUGGUUAAGAUUCAGGGUGCUAGUUCAUUGCGUGGUUCCUUUGGCGAAACAAAUCAAAGUGAGUUGGCUGCAUUCACGUCAUAUGCACUGGCAUUUCCAAACUCCUUCCUGGCCCUGGUGGACACAUACGAUGUCAUGAGAAGCGGAGUGCCAAACUUCUGCGCUGUUGCUUUAGCCCUCAAUGAUAUGGGGUAUAAGGCAGUUGGAAUUAGGUUAGACUCUGGUGAUUUAGCAUAUCUGUCUAUUGAGACACGCAAGUUCUUCUGUGCAAUUGAAAAAGAAUUUGGGGUUGUUGGCUUUGGAAAAACAAAUAUUACAGCAAGCAAUGAUCUCAAUGAAGAAACAAUUGAUGCAUUGAACAAGCAGGGCCAUGAGGUAGACUCAUUUGGCAUUGGCACCUACCUAGUUACCUGCUACGCACAAGCAGCACUUGGUUGUGUAUUCAAGUUAGUUGAAAUUAACAAACAGCCUCGUAUUAAACUCUCUGAAGACGUCACAAAGGUAUCGAUACCAUGUAAAAAACGAUGCUACAGAUUGUAUGGAAAAGAAGGUUAUCCUUUAGUUGAUAUAAUGACCGGACAAGACGAGCCAAGUCCAAAGGUUGGUGAGAGGAUUCUGUGUCGUCACCCUUUCAUCGAGUCAAAGAGAGCUCAUGUUGUUCCACAGCAUGUUGAGGAGUUGUUGAAGUGCUACUGGCCUGGAAAUUCAUUUGAAAAGGACAUUGAUGCCAAUCUUUAUCCUCUUGUCAAUGCCGAAGCCGUACAAAGGGAGGAGCUGCCAUCCCUCAAUGAGAACAGGAGUCGGUGCAUGCGUCAGCUGGAACGGAUGAGGCCGGACCAUCUGAGGAAGUUAAACCCAACACCAUACAAGGUGAGCGUGAGCGCCCAGCUCUACGAUUUCAUCCAUUUCCUGUGGCUCAACGAAGCUCCAGUCGGCGAACUGCGAUGAAGAAAGAUGACAACGGGAGCAUCCAGCACGGAUCGAAUCCCGAUAGCCUGUAUUUGUUUUUCAAGAAUAAUGCGUGUGUAUCUUCCACGAUGCACUGUAAGGUGUUCAUGUCGAAAGGACACGGCCUCAACAUAUAUAGUGCUCAGGUUCUCAACAAGCAUCACACCAGAGUAUGCACUAUCGACUUAACAGAGUACCAUGCUGUUGUGCUCUGAAAAAAAAUAUUCUCUUGCAAGGAUAUGAAAAAAUAAUGGUGAGGCUGAGGUGAAAUAUGGAAACUAUCUUUGCCUCACUUUCUAUGAA
Messenger RNA from Triticum aestivum (bread wheat), 2164 nucleotides. Its product is annotated as nicotinate phosphoribosyltransferase 1. Gene Ontology annotation, molecular function: nicotinate phosphoribosyltransferase activity. The transcript is spliced from 15 exons. Gene Ontology annotation, cellular component: cytosol. Bases 128 to 1861 code for a protein of 577 amino acids. NCBI's taxonomy places the organism in Eukaryota, Viridiplantae, Streptophyta, Magnoliopsida, Poales, Poaceae. The record is from RefSeq and is a predicted model, not a curated record. Gene Ontology annotation, biological process: NAD+ biosynthetic process via the salvage pathway.